Messenger RNA from Limanda limanda (common dab), 1190 nucleotides. RefSeq names its product histone deacetylase 6-like. The transcript has 14 exons. Lineage: Eukaryota; Metazoa; Chordata; Actinopteri; Pleuronectiformes; Pleuronectidae. Gene Ontology annotation, biological process: chromatin organization. Gene Ontology annotation, molecular function: histone deacetylase activity. The record is from RefSeq and is a predicted model, not a curated record. Gene Ontology annotation, cellular component: histone deacetylase complex. The coding region runs from base 1 to 1101 and encodes 366 amino acids.
AUGAGAGCUGCCUCAUCUAACCUGCUGUUCGGGUUCUACAUGGUGCAUGUGGAGAAUGAAGGAAUGAAGGCAAGGAGAGGGAGGGAGAGUAGCGAGGAGACGAAGAUGAGAGGAAAGAUGAAGGGAAGCAGUGAUGAGGUGUUGGACCAGCUAAACAACAGACUGCAGACACUGAACCUGUGGGGACCAAUGAAGGAAGGAACGAAGACAAGGAGAGGAGGAGAGAGUCGCAUGGAGAUGAAGAUGAAAGGAAAGAUGAAGGGAAGCAGAGAUGAGAUGGUGGACGUGCUAAACAACAGACUGCAGACACUGCCAAGAGAAGCAACAGAUGAGGAGCUGCUUCUCGUUCACACGAAAUCUUACGUAGACAUCAUGAAAUCAACUCAGACGAUGUCAGUAGAGGAACUAGCAACUCUGUCUCUCGAGAACGGCUAUGGUGACUUGUAUCCUCUGGUUGACCGGGUGAUGAAAUCUAAACUGAAGAAUGGAUUCGCUGUCAUCAGACCUCCGGGGAGUCUGGUCCAGGGCCACGAGGUUCACGGCGCCUGUUUGUUCAACAGCGUCGCCAUCGCUGCUCGCUACGCUCAGGUCCAACACUCAGCCAGCAGAGUGUUGAUCGUGGACUUGGACGACCAUUAUGUUUUCGGGACCAAGAGGCUAUUUCAGGACGACCCCAGUGUCCUCUUCGUCAGCACCGAGUCUGACACCAUGUUCUCGGACUGUGCACGGACCAUGAACGUGACCUGGAACAAGAAGGGGAAGAAUGAUGCUGAUUGCUACAGUGCUUUCAUACAACUGCUAGAACCUGUCGCCCAAGAGUUUCAACCUGACCUGGUUCUGGUCUUUUCUGGAUUCAAUGCUGUUCUCGAGAAUCCACGGGCUUUAGGUACUUUGACUAGAAGUUUGAUGGGUAUUGCUGAAGGUCGAGUCAUUUUCGCCAUCGAGGGAGCUUAUAACCUGCAGGAGACAGCUUGGGUCGUCGCCGCCUGUGUCGAGACUCUGAUUGAACGACCUCCUGAUUUCCCGCCUUUCUAUGUUCAAACUAAAAGUACCCUGGAGUCGAUCACUGAAACCAUUAGUACUCAGUUUCCAUACUGGUAGAGUCUGCUGCCGCCCACCAUGAUGUAAGAAAGAAGGCGAAGCUGGCUCCAUGUUCAAAAGAGCAGAAUUAAACCUGGUUCAAAAAACAA